AUGCAGUGGGACGACGACCCGGAACUGGCGGACAUCGGCCCGCAGUCCAUCUACAAGGUGGUCCGAGCUCUGAAGAAGGACGACCACGGCGCUUACAACUGCCUCGCGUCCGUCGUCGCCGACGCAUCGUUCGUCCGCGACGUGUGCGCUCGGUACCCGAACCUGCCGGUGUUCGCCAACCUGCGCUGCGGGCUGUGGUACGUGGAUCCGGAGACGCGCGGGCGCCGGACGAGGACAGGCGAUGACGACGACGACGACGACCGCGGCGCACGAUCGGACGCAUCGCUCGCGGCAUCGGACGCGGUCGGGACGUGCUACUUCAAGAGCACCGACGGCCACUGCAACAACUGGAGCUUCAGCGCGACGCGGCUCAACCUGCACGUCGCCGAGGCGGCGGCGACGAGCGGCGGGUGCGUCGUGGUGGACGCCACGAGGUCCAGCACGAAGCGGUUCCCCGACUCGCUCUCGAAGACGAUCCCGGUGUGGGCGGAGACGCUGUCCCGGGCGGUCGCGCGGCGCCGAGGCGAGCCCAUCGACGACCGCAUCGAUUGGCGCGCGGGACCGCACCUGCCCGUCUGGGUCGGCGAUAACGAGCGCAACAGCAUCGCAGCCUUGAUGCCGGCGUUCGAGGAAACCCUCGAGGGGGUGUUCGGCGACGGCGCUCCCGACGACGCCCUCGCGUCCCUCGCGGCUAAACUCGCCAAGCCCCUUCGGUGCGUGUGGGCGUCGAGGGAAAACGCGACUUCGUUGCCGUGUCUCGGCGCAGGGGGACGUUCGAAAUGGGACGGCGACUUCGUCCCGCUCGUGCUGGUGACGGCGUCCGAGCCCAUGGCGCGGCACGGCGAGCGCAGGUCGGGUGCGGACGGCGCCCCGUACGCGUACGUGCCGGGCGCGGGCGACGACGAGGAGUCCUGGUCCAGGGGACUGACCCCGAGCGUUUUUUGGCAAAACUCGACGGAGAUAUUACACGCCGGGCCCCGAGGGUGCGCCGCCGUCGUGGACCGCGUCGUGACGAGGACGCACUCACUCGGGGGGGACGAGGGUCACGAACGAGCACGGGUCACGAACAAAGGGGGUUUGGGAUACGAACCGGCGGGCGGUGGGGACGAUUCGUCUCGCCUCGCGCCGAAGGGGUGCGCGGAGGUUGGAGCUCGAACGGCGCCCCCCGGGGAGACGCCGCUUCGAGCCGGGGGCGUUCGAUUGCUCGACGCGUUCGGCGUCUCGCUCGCGCUCGGGUCGGCCGCGGCGCUGGCGACGGAGGCGGCGUGGGAGCGCGUCGACGCGGUGCUGUACGUGGGCGAGGAUACGCCGCCUUUACCCCCCGGGUGGGCGAACGAGGAGAGCCUUCGCGAGCCGGUUGGCGAAAAAACGAGCGAAGACUCUCAGAGAGCGAAAGCGCCCCGGGGGUACCCUAAGCCGUUUAAGCACGUGCCGAUGCGUUACGCCAAGGCGGCGCGGCGCGACGUCGCGGACGGGUUGGACGCGUGCCUGCAGUUCAUUCGAUCGAACGCGCGCGGGCGGACGCUGGUGGCGUGUAAGGACGGCGUGGACCACUGCUGCGGCGUGGCGACGGCGGCGCUGGUUGACGCAAGUAUGUCGGGUGAGGAGGCGGGGGCGGUGAGCAAGGAGGAGGUGAGGCGGAGGCUGGCGGACGUCGCGCGCGCGCACCCGGAGUGCAGGCCCAGCCGGGGGACGCUGAAGCAGGUGUUCAACCGGAUGUUCGAGAUGCGGCGAUAG
Micromonas commoda is the source of this 1737-nucleotide messenger RNA. RefSeq lists its product with no specific name. Gene Ontology annotation, cellular component: cytoplasm. The record is from RefSeq and is a predicted model, not a curated record. The transcript has a single exon. Gene Ontology annotation, molecular function: tRNA adenosine(64)-2'-O-ribosylphosphate transferase activity. Gene Ontology annotation, biological process: charged-tRNA amino acid modification. Bases 1 to 1737 code for a protein of 578 amino acids. NCBI's taxonomy places the organism in Eukaryota, Viridiplantae, Chlorophyta, Mamiellophyceae, Mamiellales, Mamiellaceae.